AUGGGAAAGAUUGGUUGUUUUGGGACGCUAAUCAUUGGUCUUUUAGCGUUUGUGGGCUCAACUGAAGCUCAACUAACGAUGGGUUUUUAUGAUAAUAGCUGCCCAAAAGCUGAGAAGAUUGUGCAAGACUUUGUUAACCAGCACAUCCACAAUGCUCCUUCUUUGGCUGCAACCUUUCUCAGAAUGCAUUUCCAUGAUUGCUUUGUCAGGGGUUGCGAUGCAUCUGUGCUGUUGAACACAACUUCCGGCGAACAACCCGAAAAGGCAGCAACUCCAAAUCUAACGCUCAGAGGCUUUGACUUCAUUGACAGAGUGAAAAGCCUAGUUGAAGCUGAAUGUCCUGGAAUUGUGUCUUGUGCAGAUAUUCUUACCUUGGUCGCAAGAGACAGUAUAGUAGCCACAGGAGGUCCAUCCUGGAGAGUUCCAACUGGCCGGCGAGACGGUUUGAUUUCAAAGUUCUCGGAGGCCAUGUCCAACAUCCCACCUCCCUCUUCCAACUUCACCAGUCUACAAACAGUUUUUUCUAACCAAGGUCUUGAUUUGAAAGACCUAGUUGUGCUUUCUGGAGCUCAUACCAUUGGCCUUGCUCAUUGUUCAUCGUUUUCGAACCGGCUGUACAAUUUUACUGGAAUUGGUGAUCAAGAUCCAGCUCUAGAUGCCGAAUACGCCACGAAUUUAAAGGCAAAAAAGUGCAAAAGUAUUAAUGAUAACACUACCAAAGUUGAGAUGGACCCUGGAAGCAGAAAAACAUUUGAUCUUAGCUACUAUACACUCUUACUUAAAAGAAGAGGUUUAUUUGAAUCAGAUGCUGCCUUGACCACAACCUCUAAUACAUUGGCUACGAUCAACCAAUUACUUCAGGGUUCACUUGAUUUUUAUUCUGAAUUUUCAAUGUCCAUGGAGAAAAUGGGCAGGAAUAAUGUUAAAACCGGCUCCGACGGUGAGAUUAGGAAGCAAUGUGCUUUGGUUAAUAGCUAA
Messenger RNA from Dovyalis caffra, 978 nucleotides. Lineage: Eukaryota; Viridiplantae; Streptophyta; Magnoliopsida; Malpighiales; Salicaceae. The record is from the annotation of a GenBank genome assembly.